GAAGACGAGAACGCGAUGCGAUUGGCUGAAAGUUUCGCGGACUUUGCUCUCGGAACCUUCCUUUGUGUCAGAUCUCCGAGAACCGAUCCCACUUCUAGCUCUGCUGUUGAUACAGGCGGGAGUGUCCAUCAUCAUCAUCACCUGGUGAGUGCCUCAUAUUUUUACCUCAGCCCAUGUGUAUCUGAGCAGAUUUGCCCCGUUGAGUCUCCAGGAAAAACAAGCAUGCCUGUAACAAAGAGCCAGGGUGCGGGCAAAGAAACAUGGGACUCGCACAACAAGAUGAUGCUGGAACCUCUGGCCGUCAGCGACUCAGAGGUGUUCUCCAUCAUAAAAAAGGAGAAGCACAGGCAGACGUACGGCCUGGAGCUGAUAGCGUCGGAGAACUUCGCCAGCAGAGCUGUUCUCGAAGCGCUCGGUUCCUGCAUGAACAACAAGUACUCUGAGGGGUACCCUGGCCAGAGGUACUAUGGUGGUACUGAACAUAUUGAUGAGCUGGAAAGACUUUGCCAGAAGAGGGCGCUGGAGGUCUUUGACCUGGACUCUGAGAAAUGGGGAGUCAAUGCCCAGCCAUACUCAGGUUCCCCGGCCAACUUUGCCGUCUACACGGCUGUGGUGGAACCCCAUGGCCGGAUCAUGGGACUGGACCUUCCAGAUGGUGGUCACCUCACCCACGGCUUCAUGACUGAGAAGAAGAAAAUCUCAGCAACGUCCAUCUUCUUUGAAUCCAUGCCAUACAAGGUGAAUCCAGAAACCGGCUACAUUGAUUAUGGCAAACUGCAGGAAAACGCGCGGCUUUUCCACCCAAAGCUCAUCAUCGCAGGAACAAGCUGCUACUCCCGUAACCUGGACUACGCCCGAUUGAAGCAGAUUGCCGCUGAAAAUGGGGCGUACCUGAUGGGGGACAUGGCGCACAUCAGCGGCCUGGUGGCUGCUGGGGUGGUGCCGUCGCCCUUUGAGCAUUGUGACAUCGUUACCACCACAACUCACAAGACUCUGCGCGGCUGCCGUGCCGGACUUAUCUUUUAUCGGAAAGGAGUACGGAGCGUGGACGCCAAAGGAAAGGAGACUCUGUACAACUUGGAGUCUUUGAUCAACCAGGCUGUGUUUCCAGGGCUGCAGGGAGGACCACACAACCAUGCUAUUGCAGGUGUUGCUGUGGCUCUCAAACAAGCCAUGACACCAGAGUUCAAGGCUUACCAGCUGCAGGUCCUGGCUAACUGCAAAGCUCUGUCCAGCGCCCUCAUGGACCUCGGGUAUAAGAUUGUCACUGGUGGCUCUGACAACCAUCUGAUCCUGCUGGACCUGCGCAACAAGGGAACCGAUGGAGGACGAGCUGAGAAGGUCUUGGAGGCCUGUGCCAUUGCUUGCAACAAGAACACCUGUCCAGGUGAUAAGAGUGCUUUGCGUCCCAGUGGUCUGAGGUUUGGCUCUCCAGCUCUGACCUCCAGAGGCAUGGUAGAGGAAGACUUCAAGAAGGUGGCUCACUUCGUUCAUAGAGGUAUUGAGCUGACGCUGGAAGUGCAGAGAAGUCUGGACCCCAAGGCCACCCUGAAGGAGUUCAUCCAGGCCUUGGCUCAGGGAGAGAAGUUCCAGCAGCGGGUGGCAGAGGUCAGGGCAGAGGUGGAGGCUUUCGCCGGGCAGUUCCCCAUGCCUGGCCUUCCUGAGCUGUAGAGAACAGAAGACCACCCUCCUAUACUUCUAUACUCCUAUAUACAUCAGAUCAAGAGACUUCCUGAUGGCUUCAAUACAUUCCUGCAAGUACAAGUUUUCCCCUAAAGCUGAUUUUUCUCAAUGGAUGGGAAAUUAUUGUUAGUUGCUAUUGUUACAGAGCUUUACUGUUUCAAACAGAAAGGUGAUUGUUUUUCAUAGAUGGUUAGAUGUUACGUUUAAAUUAAUGCUAUACUUUUCCAUCUCUGGAGUUUUCCAACAAAUUGCUUCAGCUUGAAACCCAAACUUUGAUCCACACAUGGCUAAUCAAGAUGUCUAUGAAUCUAUACGAUUUAAUUAACUGGCCAACAUUGCUGCAUUAAGUUAAAUAAAAGAUGACUAAAAGGA
Messenger RNA from Fundulus heteroclitus (mummichog), 2055 nucleotides. Its product is annotated as serine hydroxymethyltransferase, cytosolic. Gene Ontology annotation, molecular function: mRNA regulatory element binding translation repressor activity; mRNA 5'-UTR binding; zinc ion binding. The record is from RefSeq and is a predicted model, not a curated record. Gene Ontology annotation, biological process: tetrahydrofolate interconversion; purine nucleobase biosynthetic process; folic acid metabolic process. The transcript has 12 exons. Bases 16 to 1671 code for a protein of 551 amino acids. NCBI's taxonomy places the organism in Eukaryota, Metazoa, Chordata, Actinopteri, Cyprinodontiformes, Fundulidae. Gene Ontology annotation, cellular component: cytoplasm; nucleus; cytosol.